This is a messenger RNA of Staurois parvus, 401 nucleotides long. The record is from the annotation of a GenBank genome assembly. Lineage: Eukaryota; Metazoa; Chordata; Amphibia; Anura; Ranidae.
ACUGCAGAUAUGAUACAGGAAAUGAUCAAAGAAUGCAGACAAGAUACAAGAGAUGGUCAGAGGCUGCAGACACGGUACAGGAGAUGGUCAGAGACAGCAGACACGGUACAGGAGAUGACCAGAGACUGCAGACAUGGUAGAGGAGAUGACCAGAGACUACGGACACAGUACAGGAGAUGACCAGAGACAGAGACUGCAGACACGGUACAGGAGAUGACCAGAGACUGCAGACAUUAUACAAGAGAUGGUCAGAGACUGCAGACAUGAUACAAGAGAUGGUUGGAGUCUGUGGGCAUGAUAUAGAAGAUGAUCAGAAACUGCAGACACAUGGUACAAGAGAUGGUCAGAGACUGUGGAGAGAUUAUAGGAGAUGGUUAAAGGCUGUGGAGAGGAUACAUGAG